Melitaea cinxia (Glanville fritillary) is the source of this 2766-nucleotide messenger RNA. It is a transcript of the gene SAK, whose product is annotated as serine/threonine-protein kinase PLK4. Gene Ontology annotation, molecular function: protein kinase activity; ATP binding. Bases 462 to 2474 code for a protein of 670 amino acids. The record is from RefSeq and is a predicted model, not a curated record. Gene Ontology annotation, biological process: protein phosphorylation. The transcript has 3 exons. NCBI's taxonomy places the organism in Eukaryota, Metazoa, Arthropoda, Insecta, Lepidoptera, Nymphalidae.
GUAGUAGUCUCAUAGUCUAUUGAAUUGACAUUUAACUGUCAGUAAUACUGCAAACAAAUAUUUCGUCAUCACAUUAUGUAAUUGUCCCCGGGACUUAUAAAAUAUAACGAAAUUAUCUUAAUGAAUGCAAUGUUUUAUCAUCUAACGAAGCAAUUUUCUGUUGAUGCUAAACGUGUUAUGACGUCCCUUCAGUUAUACAAGUACCUUUUACGUCAGUGCGAAAGACUACCACUAGACGCAUGUAAACAUUAUAAGUUUGCUGUCAAACAGAGCUAUAAACAACAUAAAUCUGAGACAGAUCCAGAUCGAGUAAAAGAAAUAGUUCAGAAAAGUAUCGAAGAUGCCAACUGGAUUAUAAAUAAGUACACAAAAAAAUGAUGGACAAAGUGAUUGGAGUACAUCUAACUAGAAAAUUUAUAAAAUAUUUCAUUAACUAUAAAUAGAUAUUAUUAAUAUUAACUAUGUUUGGUGAAAAAAUUGAAGAAUAUGAAAUACUUGAGCAUCUCGGAAAGGGUGGAUUUGCUCAUGUUUACCGAGCAAGAUGCAAAAAAACGGGUUUGUUUGUUGCCAUCAAGAUGAUAGACAAAGCUUUGAUGGCAAGUGCAGGUAUGAUAGGACGAGUUCGACAAGAGGUCACUAUACACUCGCGCUUGAAACAUCCUGCUAUAUUAGAAUUGUUUACGUUUUUCGAAGAUGCACAUUAUGUUUAUUUGGUAUUAGAAUUAGCACACAAUGGUGAAUUAGCUAAACAUUUUAAGUUAGGUACACGCGGCCUUAGUGAAAAGGCUGCUUCGGAUAUAUUUAGACAAGUUGUGAGUGGAGUGCUUUACCUCCAUACACACAACAUAAUUCACAGAGAUCUUUCUUUGAACAAUUUGUUACUUACUAAAGAUCUUAGUGUUAAAAUUGCCGAUUUUGGUUUAGCCACUCAAUUGAAUGGGCCUGAUGAAAAACAUGUAACUAUGUGUGGAACCCCUAACUAUAUAUCACCUGAAGUAGCUUCUAGAGAGACACAUGGCUUACCUGCAGAUGUGUGGGGACUGGGAUGUAUGUUGUAUACAUUAUUAGUAGGUAGUCCACCAUUUCAUACCCAACAUGUAAAAACUACUCUCAAUAAAGUAAUCAAUGCUGAUUACAAAAUACCAAUCGAACUAUCUGUUCAAGCUCAAGAUUUAUUGCAGAAACUUUUAUGCAAAGAUCCAUCAAAGAGAAUAACGUUAAAAGGUAUAAUGGAACACCCAUUUUUAAACAAAUGUUUUGAUACAACAAGUAACACGAAACAAGAUUUUUCAAGAGAUUCAGGUUUUCUGACCACUCUACACAGUACACAACACAGUCAAAAACCAAGAAUAGAAGACAAAAGUGACUUCAAUGGUAUAGACUUAUUUAGUAAUCAACAUAAUUUUAAUAAGGAAAAUGUAAACACAAAAAAUUCCUUUGAACAAAAUUCUUAUCAUUUCUUUAAACUUAGAUCACAAAAUAAUUUUGUGGCUUCUAGUAAUGAUCCUUUGAAUGCAAUAAAUGAUUAUCAAAUUCAAAUGAAUAGAGAAAUAGUAUCUUCCAAGUUUGACAAUCCAUGCAAAACUCCUAGUCUUAUAGAAAAUAUGAAAAAAUUAGACAUAAAGUGUAAACAGAGUGAAUCACACAGCCUAGGCGAAGACAACAAGGAAAAUAUGACAAAACCAUGUAUGUUAAAUUCAAAUGCACUAAGUGUUCCGCCUCUUUGUGCAGAUAGAUUGCCUACCAUUUCACAUAGGACGCGAAAUGCUAUUUUAAGAAUAGAACCUUCAGCUGUUGUUGUAGAAUUUAUUAAAAAGAAAGGUAAAGACAGGGAGGAAAAAGUUGUUGAAGUAUGCAAAAUAUCUAAAGAUGGAAUGAAGGUUAUUAUUUAUCCUGUAGAUAAAGAAAGAGAGAAAAAUGUAUUUUCAGAAUAUAACCCAAACCCUGAUGAAGUGUUUUCAUACCACAAUUUGCCACAAAAACAUUGGAAAAAGUAUUUGUAUGCAGCACGAUUUGUUGAACUUGUUAAAGCCAAAACACCUAAGAUAACUCUAUACACAUCACUUUCAAAGUGUCAAUUAAUGGAAAAUAAUACAGACAUUGAAAUGUUUUUUUAUGGUGGGGAAAAAGUGACAUACACAUCAACAGAUGGUUUGAAAGUUAUAGACAAAUAUUUAAAAACACACCAUAAUUCAACAAUAGUCCCUGAACUAAAGUAUCUGUUUGAUCAUUUUGAAGAAUGUUCAAACCGAUUGAAUAGGAUACAAAAUGCACUAUCCUGUAUUCCAGAUGAAUGUUUUCCUUUAAUAAUUGGCAAAAGACCUGUUGCAUUUACAAACAAUGCAACUUCAUCUGGACAAGUAAUGUCAAGUACAGAAAGAAACUACAGUACACCAUUGUUUAAUUUAGGAUCAUUCCACCGAGCUACAACUUGUUCUAGUCGUGCACAAAGUGAAGAUUAUUCAAAAUUAUAGUACAGUAGUAUAUUCUUCUAUGUUUAGCUCUUAAAAAAUUAAGUAUUGUUUUACAUAUAUUGUACAUACAUAGGUACAUUAGUAAAUAUUUUUAUUGUAAAAGCUAAAGCAUAUAAAAUAACAAAUGGAAAUAAUUUAGUACAGAAAAAUGCAAUGAAUCUAAUUCGUAAAGUUUUUAGGACUAAAUUUAUUUUUUUUAAUUCAAUUGGUAUAAUGUUUAUUACAAUUAUUAUAUAAAAGGUGGUUAGCAAUUAUGUAUUGUAAUCAUUUAAUAAAUGUAGUUUAUUUUGAA